CGCUCCCGGCGGGAAGGGCAGGGCAGAGCGAGCGGAGCGGAGCCGCGCCGCGCCGGCCGCCCAUGCUCCGCGCCUGAUCCCGCACACAAAAGCGGGCCGGGAGGCGCCGGGCAGCGCCGCCCACGCCCCGGCCCCGGGCCAUGCGGGCGGCGUAGCGGCCACAGCGCCCGUCCCGGGGCUAGCGCGGGGCGCGGCAUGGCGGGGCGCGGCGGCGGCGCCCCCUGCCGGGCGGGCGGGGCGCGGCGGGCGGGCGGGCGCCCCGCGCUGGCACUGCUGCUGCUGCUGCUGGUGGUGGCGGCGGCGGGCGAGGACAUCAACGCCGAGGCAUGGCUGCGGCUCUACGGCUACCUGCCGCAGCCCAGCCGGCAGAUGUCCACCAUGCGCUCGGCUCAGACCUUGUCCUCGGCCCUCGCUGAGAUGCAGAAGUUUUACGGCAUCACCGUCACUGGUGUCCUGGACGAGGAGACCAAGGCGUGGAUGAAACGGCCUCGCUGUGGGGUCCCAGACCAGUUUGGGGCACGGAUGAAGUCCAACAUGCGGCGGAAGCGGUAUGCGCUGACGGGGCGGCGCUGGAGCCAGAGCCAUCUUACCUUCAGCAUCCAAAACUACACAGAGAAGCUGGGUCGGUACCACUCAUACGAGGCCGUCCGCCGUGCUUUCCGCGUGUGGGAGCAAGCCACGCCGCUGGUGUUCCGGGAGGUGCCUUAUGAGGACAUUCGACAAAAGCGAAAGAAGGAGGCCGACAUCAUGGUCCUUUUUGCCUCUGGCUUCCAUGGAGACAGCUCUCCUUUCGACGGCGUCGGUGGGUUUUUGGCUCAUGCCUAUUUUCCUGGUCCUGGCAUGGGAGGAGACACGCAUUUUGACUCAGAUGAGCCCUGGACACUAGAAAACGCAGAUGUGUCUGGGAACAACCUUUUCUUGGUGGCCGUGCACGAGCUGGGGCACUCGCUGGGCCUGGAGCACUCCAGCAACCCCAGCGCUAUCAUGGCACCCUUCUACCAGUGGAUGGACACAGAGAACUUCCAGCUGCCCGAGGAUGACCUCAAGGGCAUCCAGCAGCUGUACGGUACCACAGAUGGGCACCCUCAGCCCACCAAGCCUUUGCCCACGGUGACACCCCGGAGACCUGGCAGGCCAGACCAGAGACCCCCGAAACCGCCACCGCCAGGAAAACCAGAACGACCCCCCAAACCUGGCAGCCCAGACCGACCUGACCAGUACGGCCCCGACAUCUGCGACGGGAACUUUGACACCGUGGCGGUGCUGCGUGGGGAGAUGUUUGUGUUCAAGGGCCGGUGGUUCUGGAGGGUCCGGCACAACCGGGUGCUGGAUAACUACCCCAUGCCCAUCGGGCACUUCUGGCGGGGCCUCCCUGGGGACAUCGAUGCUGCCUACGAGAGGCAUGACGGGAGGUUCGUCUUCUUUAAAGGGGACCGGUACUGGCUCUUUCGGGAAGCCAACCUGGAGCCCGGGUACCCGCAGCCCCUGGUCACCUACGGGCAGGGAAUCCCCUAUGACGGCAUCGACACGGCUGUCUGGUGGGAACCCACGGGGCACACCUUCUUCUUCCAUGGAGACAGAUACUGGCGCUUUAAUGAAGACACCCGCUCGGUGGACCCCGGGUACCCGAAGCCCAUCUCUGUCUGGGUGGGCAUCCCUCCCUCACCCAAGGGUGCCUUCCUCAGCCCAGAUGCCUCCUCCACAUACUUCUACAGAGGCACAAAGUACUGGAAAUUUGACAACGAGCGGCUCAAGACAGAGCCAGGUUAUCCCAAAUCCAUCCUACGGGACUUCAUGGGCUGUCACAUGGACCCCCCUCCCCGCUGGCCUGAUGUGGACAGACCCCCUUUCAACCCUGACGGGGACGGGCGGACAGAAGGCGAGGAGGAAGAACAGGAGGAGGAAGAAGAGGAGGAAGAUGAGGAAGAUUACAGUGAGGGUGGUCGCCAGCCAGGCGGGGACGUGGACGUGGUGGUGCAGAUCGAUGAGUACACGCGCACCAUGAGCGUCAUCAUGGUGUUGGUGCUGCUGGUGCUGCUGCUCUGCAUCCUUGGCCUCAUCUACGUCAUCGUCCAGACACAGAGGAAGGGUGCGCCCCGAAUGCUCUUGUACUGCAAGCGCUCCUUGCAGGAGUGGGUCUGACCCCUCCCCAAACCACCCCCACCACCAUGGUGCUAACAAUGGACCUGACCUCCCUCUCCCCUCACCCGUCCCCACGGCCUCGUCCCCUCUUGCCCCAUUGUUGCUUGGUGGCUUCAGCCUCAGAAAAGGGGGAUGCCCACCCCUCCAGCCCCUCCAAAGCAGCCGGGCUGGGACCGGGGAAUGGUCACGUUGGGGGGGCUGGGGGCAUCCUGGUCCUGCCCACUCCCCAGCAGCUGUUGCCUUUCCCCAGCUGUGACCCUCAGGUUGCCACCCAUCAUGUUGCACCCGCCUCUGCCAAGGGGUCCCAGCAGGGUCCCUUUCUCCCGCAUGGACCCCCUGUGGCUGUGCCUGUGCUGCGCAGGGUGGUGAGCAGGCCACUCACAAGUGCUGCGAGCUGGCAGGUCUCUGCUGCCGGCAUCUGUAAUGGCAGAGAAGCGUGAGGGGAAGGGAGCGCUGAGCUCGCAGCUGUGUUUCCUAUUGAACCGCGGGCUUACGGAGAUGUGGUGCCUAAAGAUAGUGCGAGGGGGAGAUGCCACCUUUGCAACCGCCUGUGGACCCUGACAUCGGCAAAACCUUGGGGACACGUGUUCCUGUGGGCAGGGCAGUGGGCACGGCUGCCUUGUACGUGUAUUAAAUGGGUCGGGUGCGUGGA
Messenger RNA from Cuculus canorus (common cuckoo), 2794 nucleotides. RefSeq names its product matrix metallopeptidase 15 (gene MMP15). Gene Ontology annotation, molecular function: metalloendopeptidase activity; zinc ion binding. Gene Ontology annotation, biological process: collagen catabolic process; extracellular matrix organization; proteolysis. The transcript has 10 exons. Bases 196 to 2142 code for a protein of 648 amino acids. The record is from RefSeq and is a predicted model, not a curated record. Gene Ontology annotation, cellular component: extracellular matrix. NCBI's taxonomy places the organism in Eukaryota, Metazoa, Chordata, Aves, Cuculiformes, Cuculidae.